AAUUUUAUUUCAUAAAAUAACAAAUCGGAAGUUAUAUCUGGUUCUUCGCACACGAUAAAAAUUUUAUUACGGAAUUGUGUCGGUAAAAUAUGUGAAACCGAAGAAUCAAUGAAAACAUAUAAGGACACUAUCAAUCAGAUAACUUUUAUGAUCCAUCAAGCAUUAGGUUAUCAAUAUUUGGAAGCUUGGUAUCAUAUUCUUCAUUUAAUAGCCCUACUGUUUCAGGCAACUGGUAAAGCGAGAAGUCCGCAAUUAAUAGAGAUAUUAAAAAGUCUUGCUGAGUUACGUGAUUCUUACAAUUUUGCGUGGAAAAAUGACGCUGAGUACGCUAUUGGAGCUGCGAUAAGAGUGCUAGGACCGGAGACAGUAUUAAAUUUGAUUCCAUUAAAGGUAUCACACAAUGCGAUUAAUUCAAAAAUAACUUGGCUACUACCAUUAUUGAAAGAUUGUAUGCUAGGUGGGUCACAUACUUUCUUCACGGAAGCAUUGCUACCUAUCGUUGCAUUGUGCGAAAAAAAAGCAACCGAGCACCUGUACGCAGGAAAACUUACGAAUUUCUCGUUUACCAAGUCUGGGCUAUUUUACCAAAAUAUAUCUAAACUGUUAGGAACAAAUUUAAAUGAAAGAAGGAAUUUAAGGACGUCGAUAACGUCUGCCUUACGAAGAUUAAUAACGAAAGCAGUCGAAGGCGACAAAAAAGAAGAUAUACACGAACUAGCUAGAUUUGCAAAGAAUUAUUUACCAUUGUUUCUAAAUCUAUACACUACUAAGCCACUUGGAACUGACGAAGAAGGACAACGCUUCGCCACGUUUGAUACAAUAAGAGUGUAUCUUACAAUUACGGAUAAAGAAUUGGUACACGAAUUAUUCGAUCGUGCGUUAUUUAAGUUGAAAGAACCUGAUAUCGACGAUUUUUUCAAAGAAAGUAUUCACGAUAUAAUAAGAUUAUUUAUUAAUCAUACUGACAUUAAUAGAUUAAGGACGUUUUACGAUAUGUGUGUACCACUUCUUAAAGAAAUUUCUAAAACCAAGGAACAGAAGAAAGCGUAUAGGUUUUUAGAAGAGAUAUGUGGCAGUGGGAAGGAAACGUGUAAAGAGUUUGUAGUUCGAGAUACAAAAAUUAUUAAUAAUAAUAAUCCUCUGCUACUGAAGUCGCAAGCCAAGCAGAGGAGAAAUCCUACACAUCUUAAAGAUUAUGUUAAUAUGCUCAUGGUUGGUUUGAGUGGUGCGAUAGAAAAUAUACAAAAGUAUUGUACCGCAUCCUUGCUGGCACUUUCUUCUAUCACUUAUCAUUACAACGGUACAGUUUAUUUCAAACUAAAGUCAAAAUAA
Molecule: messenger RNA, 1332 nt
Organism: Bombus huntii
Lineage: Eukaryota; Metazoa; Arthropoda; Insecta; Hymenoptera; Apidae
Product: RRP12-like protein
Exons: 9
Coding region: 109-1332 (407 amino acids)
Source: RefSeq, a predicted model, not a curated record